GAGACGCUCACAUUGCAAAAACAAAACCAACAAGGAACUUGUCUCUCUCUCUGGCUCUCUUUCUCUUAACGUGAUCAUAACGUGAUUCGAAAAUUGGAUAUAGAUAGGUUUCUUGUUGGAUCUUGAUCCCUCUGGAAAAGGAGGGGAGAAUAGCAGUUCAUGAUGGGAUUUUGUAUCUGCCCGUUGGAGUCACCUGCGAGAUUACUAUGGAGUACAAGCUUCUUCCGCCAUAAGAUCAUGAUCUUCUAAUCCUUCCUACUUCUUCCCAUCUUUUUAAUCAUCUUCUCGCUAUCUCUGCUUCCUCUUUCUCUCUGUUUCCUCUUUCUCAGAACUCAGAAGUAGUUGUUGUUUUAUUUCUGUUGAUCAAAAAUGGAAUCCAAUUCGUUUUUCUUCGAUCCAUCUGCUUCACACGGCAACAGCAUGUUCUUCCUUGGGAAUCUCAAUCCCGUCGUCCAAGGAGGAGGAGCAAGAUCGAUGAUGAACAUGGAGGAAACUUCGAAGCGAAGGCCCUUCUUUAGCUCCCCUGAGGAUCUCUACGACGAUGACUUUUACGACGACCAGUUGCCUGAAAAGAAGCGUCGCCUCACUACCGAACAAGUGCAUCUGCUGGAGAAAAGCUUCGAGACAGAGAACAAGCUAGAGCCUGAACGCAAGACUCAGCUUGCCAAGAAGCUUGGUCUACAGCCAAGGCAAGUGGCUGUCUGGUUUCAGAAUCGCCGAGCUCGUUGGAAAACAAAACAGCUUGAGAGAGACUACGAUCUUCUCAAGUCCACUUACGACCAACUUCUUUCUAACUACGACUCCAUCGUCAUGGACAACGAUAAGCUCAGAUCCGAGGUUACUUCCCUGACCGAAAAGCUUCAGGGCAAACAAGAGACAGCUAAUGAACCACCUGGUCAAGUGCCCGAACCAAACCAACUUGAUCCGGUUUACAUUAAUGCGGCAGCAAUCAAAACCGAGGACCGGUUAAGUUCAGGGAGCGUUGGGAGCGCGGUACUAGACGACGACGCACCUCAACUACUAGACAGCUGUGACUCUUACUUCCCAAGCAUCGUACCCAUCCAAGACAACAGCAACGCCAGUGAUCAUGACAAUGACCGGAGCUGUUUCGCCGACGUCUUUGUGCCCACCACUUCACCGUCGCACGAUCAUCACGGUGAAUCAUUGGCUUUCUGGGGAUGGCCUUAGAAAACCACUCUGAUAAUAAAUGUGUGUUUAUUUAAGUUCAAGAGUCAUCUUCUUGUUGUUUCCAUGUUGACGAUAAUUGUUGACUCGUGGAAUAAUUCCGCUGUUCAACGGUAUUUUUAUCAGUUGCAUUAUAUGCUUUUAUGAAAUCAAGUCAAUGCAGUGUUCUGAUUUGAAGUUAAAAAGAUUGAUCUUCUUCAGAAAGCCUCUCUAGAGAGAAAGAGAGAGAUUAUAAAGAAUAAUUGAAGUUUCCGU
This is a messenger RNA of Arabidopsis thaliana (thale cress), 1440 nucleotides long. RefSeq names its product homeobox 1 (gene HB-1). Gene Ontology annotation, biological process: positive regulation of DNA-templated transcription; regulation of DNA-templated transcription; regulation of transcription by RNA polymerase II. The record is from RefSeq and is marked reviewed. NCBI's taxonomy places the organism in Eukaryota, Viridiplantae, Streptophyta, Magnoliopsida, Brassicales, Brassicaceae. The coding region runs from base 370 to 1188 and encodes 272 amino acids. Gene Ontology annotation, molecular function: DNA-binding transcription factor activity; DNA binding; sequence-specific DNA binding. Gene Ontology annotation, cellular component: nucleus. The transcript has 4 exons.